This is a messenger RNA of Aureococcus anophagefferens, 777 nucleotides long. RefSeq lists its product as hypothetical. NCBI's taxonomy places the organism in Eukaryota, Pelagophyceae, Pelagomonadales, Pelagomonadaceae. Gene Ontology annotation, molecular function: ATP binding; ATP hydrolysis activity. The annotation marks the transcript as partial. The record is from RefSeq and is a predicted model, not a curated record. The transcript has a single exon.
GUCGAGGGCGGGCCGCGGUGGUCCGACCGCGCGCUGCUCCUGUACGGCCCGCCGGGCUGCGGCAAGACGUCGCUCGUCGAGUGCCUCGCGGCGGAGUGGGGCCGCGGCGACCUCGUGACGGUCCACGGCGCCGAGCUCUACUCCCGGUUCUCCGUGUCCAAGUUCGGCGAGGCCAGGCGCCACUACGACCGCGCGCGGCAACUCGCGCCCGCGGUGCUCCACGUCAAGGGCCUGGACCUCGCCCUCGGCGACGUCCUCGCGCACCUCGGCGGCGCCGACCGCGACGACCGGGUCCUCGUCGUCGUCACGAACAGCGCGCCCCACGCGCUUCCCGCGGCGCCGCGGGGGCCGCGGCGGCGGCGGACGACGCGCGUCGCCGACGGCCUCGCGGCCUUCGACCAGAUGCUCCACGUGGCGCCGCCGACGCAGGCCGACCGCGCGCGGGCCAUCGCGCGCGGCGUCGCGGACCCGGCGGACGACCUGGACUUUUUGGAUCUCGCGGCGCAGAUGGACGGGUUCUCCUACCGCGCCGUCGCGGAGGCGUGCGCCGCGGCGACGCGGAGCGCGCGGCGCCGGUCGCCGAAGCGCGGCCGGCGCGUGCUGGGCGACGACUUCGACGACGUGCUCGACGCCGUGCCCAUGCUCGCGGCCGUCGCGUCCGCGGGCCUCGGGUCCGGAGCGCCGGACGCCGCGCGGCGCCAGGCCGCGGAGGGCCUCGUCUGCGACUGGGUCGACGGCGGCCUCGCCUGGCGCGCGACGACGCCCGCCGCCGAGCGC